AUGUCGUCUAAUGGGGACAGCGUUAAAAAGAAGAUGAGCCCUUUCUCAAUUGAAAGCAUUCUCUCUCUCCCAUCACCUGAGAAAACUGAAAUGACUAUUGCCAUGCAACACGAGUCUGAGUUGGCACAAAAGGGGCAGAGUCCAAAGGACCUCUUAGUAGUCACAUCCCAGGAUGAAAUUUGGGUAACAGCUUCCUCCAGGAUACACUGGCCUCUACAUAUGGUCCAUGCUAAUCACGGAGAUGCUGGUGCUGCUGUGACAGUGGAACCCCCAACACUUCUUUCCUUGCCUCACACACAGAGGCGGACGCGACGUCACCGCACCAUCUUUACAGAAGAUCAACUGCAAGCUUUGGAACAAACUUUUCACCACAACCAGUAUCCUGAUGUUAUUGCUAGAGAACAGCUAGCAGGCAGGAUUCAGCUCAAAGAGGAGAGGGUGGAGGUAUGGUUUAAGAACCGAAGAGCUAAGUGGAGAAGACAAAAGAGAGGGGCAGCUUCUGUGAUCAUCCUUCAAGCAGCAAAAAAUGUACCUGAGAACUGUUAGCAAAUCAUACAACAUCACACACAUCCACAAUGAAAUGCCCCUGCUUAGUAAAUAAUCCCUUUAAAAGGAGUGGCUUGCAGGAGAAUAAAAUCCUUAUUUUAUCUAUAGACCGUUUUGAUUAAAUGAGAUAUUAACCCUUUGCAAAGUACAACCAAAGUGAUAGGACUUUGUAAAAGGAGCACUUUUCCAAAUAUAAUCUUUUAGCACAUAUGAAUUCUUUGCCUUACAUACGGCAUUAAAGUUUGCGCAUACCCAAUUUCAAGAUUGAGUUCUGUUGCAAAGAUCGUCAGUGGGAACAAACAUUCAGUGUGGACCACUGCAGCUUGCCCCAGCCAUCCUCAUUCACUUGCAUAGCAUUAAUCUGACUGGCUGCCAAUAGGAUAAAUGCUAUGCAAAUAGGUGACAUAAGGACUGGGCAUGCGCAGUAGCACUUAAACCCACAGCUGUCCUCGAUUAAGUUUCGUACC
Molecule: messenger RNA, 1013 nt
Organism: Xenopus tropicalis (tropical clawed frog)
Lineage: Eukaryota; Metazoa; Chordata; Amphibia; Anura; Pipidae
Gene: gsc2
Product: goosecoid2
Exons: 3
Coding region: 1-546 (181 amino acids)
Biological process (GO): regulation of DNA-templated transcription
Cellular component (GO): nucleus
Molecular function (GO): DNA-binding transcription factor activity, RNA polymerase II-specific; DNA binding
Source: RefSeq, a predicted model, not a curated record